AAGUUAUUGCAGAGCUCUGCCCGAGAACUCAGACCUCUAUUAGUGUUCAUUUGGGCCAAAGUUCUGGCUGUAGAUCAGUCAUGUCAGGCUGAUUUAGUCCGAGACAACGGUCACCGAUAUUUCUUAAGUGUUUUUUCGGAUCAACACAUGCCUGAAGAGCACCGAACUAUGGCUGCCUUCGUCAUGGCCUGCAUUGUGAAGAACCAUCCGGCGGGACAGGAGGCGGCCCUUCAGGGUAAUACACCGAAUGGCAACCUAAUUGAUCACUGUUUGGAACAGUUGCAGUCCCAGUGUGGCGAUGGCCCCAAUGCGCCCAUCAGUACGACACCGUUAUUGAGGCAAUGGUUAGCCAUAUGUUUGGGUCAUAUUUGGGAG
This is a messenger RNA of Oppiella nova, 375 nucleotides long. Lineage: Eukaryota; Metazoa; Arthropoda; Arachnida; Sarcoptiformes; Oppiidae. The record is from the annotation of a GenBank genome assembly.